AUGGCAGCAGGCGCGUUUGCCGGCAUCGCCGAGCAUACUGUCAUGUAUCCCAUUGAUGCAAUCAAGACGCGAAUGCAAGUCCUCAGUCCUAGCACUACGACAGCUUAUUCUGGUGUUCUCCGCAACACCUAUCAGAUAGCAUCGGGGGAGGGAUUCUUCAGCUUGUGGCGUGGGAUGUCUAGUGUCAUUGUUGGAGCUGGCCCUGCACAUGCUGUGUACUUUGCUACGUACGAGGCUGUCAAACAUGCCAUGGGCGGGAACCAGGCCGGUGUGCACCACCCCCUCGCCGCUGCUACCAGCGGAGCUGCCGCCACUAUUGCUAGCGAUGCCUUUAUGAACCCAUUUGAUGUCAUUAAACAACGAAUGCAAAUCCAAAACUCCAGCAAAAUGUACCGGUCCAUGAUCGAUUGCGCCAAGUAUGUGUACCGAAACGAAGGCAUUGGAGCGUUUUACAUUUCAUAUCCUACGACAUUGUCCAUGACAGUCCCGUUUACUGCAUUGCAGUUUCUGGCUUACGAAUCGAUCUCGACGGCCAUGAAUCCCGAAAAAAAUUACGACCCUUUUACGCAUUGCCUGGCUGGAGCGGUUGCUGGAGGCUUUGCGGCUGGCUUGACCACACCAAUGGAUGUGAUUAAGACAAUCUUGCAAACUCGAGGUACAUCAUCGGACCCUCAAGUUCGAAAUGUGAACGGAUUUCUAGGCGGAUGUCAGCUCCUUUACCAAAGAGAAGGAUUUCGUGGCUUCUUCAAGGGUGUGCGUCCUAGAGUAGUCACCACUAUGCCUAGCACCGCUAUUUGCUGGUCGGCAUACGAAUUCUCCAAGGCCUAUUUCAUCAAGCGCAACGAUUCAUCGUAA
This is a messenger RNA of Metarhizium brunneum ARSEF 3297, 855 nucleotides long. RefSeq lists its product as uncharacterized. Gene Ontology annotation, biological process: iron import into the mitochondrion. Gene Ontology annotation, cellular component: mitochondrial membrane. Gene Ontology annotation, molecular function: ferrous iron transmembrane transporter activity. The record is from RefSeq and is a predicted model, not a curated record. Lineage: Eukaryota; Fungi; Ascomycota; Sordariomycetes; Hypocreales; Clavicipitaceae.